AUGCCCCGCUACGAGCUGGCCUUGAUCCUGAAAGUCAUGCAGCGGCCUGAGACCGCUGCGGCGCUGAAGCGGACGAUAGAAGCCCUGAUGGACAGGGGCGCGGUGGUGCGGAACCUGGAGAACCUGGGGGAGCGGGCGCUGCCCUACCGGAUCUCUGCCCACAGCCAGCGGCACACCAGAGGAGGGUACUUCUUGGUGGAUUUUUAUUCACCAACAACCACUGUGGAAAGCAUGAUGGAGCACUUGUCUCGAGACAUUGACGUCAUCAGACGGAAUAUUGUAAGACACCCUCUGACCCAGGAAGUGAAGGCGUGCGAAGGGAUUGUCCCGGUCCCUCUGGAAGAAAAGCUGUAUUCCACAAAGAAGAGGAAGUGA
Pipistrellus nathusii (Nathusius's pipistrelle) is the source of this 375-nucleotide messenger RNA. NCBI's taxonomy places the organism in Eukaryota, Metazoa, Chordata, Mammalia, Chiroptera, Vespertilionidae. The record is from the annotation of a GenBank genome assembly.